UCUUCCUCCUUCCUUCCGCUCUCUCUUCACUAGAGAAACCCUAGCCCCUUCCUUCUCUCUCUCUCUCUCUCUGCAUAGUCUGGUCAUCGAAAAUGAUGGGCGAAGUAGUGAAUCCGAAGGCUUAUCCUCUCGCGGACGCCCAGCUCUCGAUCACCAUCCUCGACCUGGUCCAGCAGGCUGCCAAUUACAAGCAGCUCAAGAAGGGCGCUAACGAGGCUACCAAGACGCUGAAUAGGGGCAUCUCCGAGUUCGUAGUGAUGGCUGCGGACACCGAGCCGCUCGAGAUCCUCCUCCAUCUUCCGUUGCUUGCUGAGGAUAAGAAUGUGCCCUAUGUGUUUGUGCCUUCAAAACAAGCACUUGGCCGUGCAUGCGGGGUCACAAGACCUGUCAUUGCCUGUUCCGUGACCACAAAUGAAGGAAGCCAGUUAAAAUCUCAGAUACAGCAACUCAAGGAUGCAAUCGAGAAGCUCUUGAUUUGAAUCUUUGUGAAGUGCGAAUCGGCAUGAUGGGCCUCUUGACUCGGUUGCGCUUUGGGAGGCUUUGACUGAAAUAGUUGCUAUUAGAGAGAGAUUGUGUGCUUCUCGGGGCUUUUCUUCUUUCUUCUUGUUCUACUUAAUAUGACAAUAAUCCUUCUGUAUCAUUUGAGCAUCAAAUUCGUGAGCAUGUGCUUUGGGUUCGACUCAUAUCUUGUUGAAGUUGGUAUUGAACUAGGCACUAAGCCAAUGGUAUGAUAGCGUGUAUGUCAUUUGCAACUCU
Rhodamnia argentea is the source of this 756-nucleotide messenger RNA. Its product is annotated as NHP2-like protein 1. Lineage: Eukaryota; Viridiplantae; Streptophyta; Magnoliopsida; Myrtales; Myrtaceae. Gene Ontology annotation, molecular function: RNA binding. Gene Ontology annotation, biological process: maturation of SSU-rRNA; mRNA splicing, via spliceosome; ribosome biogenesis. Gene Ontology annotation, cellular component: precatalytic spliceosome; nucleolus; U4/U6 x U5 tri-snRNP complex. The transcript has 5 exons. Bases 93 to 479 code for a protein of 128 amino acids. The record is from RefSeq and is a predicted model, not a curated record.